Messenger RNA from Closterium sp. Yama58-4, 837 nucleotides. The record is from the annotation of a GenBank genome assembly. Lineage: Eukaryota; Viridiplantae; Streptophyta; Zygnematophyceae; Desmidiales; Closteriaceae.
AUGGCAGACGCUAUGGACAUCGACGCGCCCGAUUCGACCCGCAAUGCAACGGCGACGUGUCCACCAGAUCCCGCGGCGCCAAUCGCGGACGAUUCGUCUCCGCAAACAGCGACGGGGCGCGAUCAACGAGAGCCACAGGAUGCGGACGACGCGGCAGAUAAAGGGUGUCCGGAGCGCGAGAGCUCGAGCCGCAGCAGCGAAGAAGACCCGGUCGUGACGCUCACGCGACGCGGAGAGGAAGGGACGCAGCGAUUGGUCGAAGCCGCGGAAGGUGUGCUGUCCACGCUGAACCUCGUCAUGUGCAACGGCGCCUUCUGGGAAGCUUCUUCUGAAACUGCAGUCCCCAGCAGUGCAAGCUCUGAGCAGCAGCAGAGGCGAACCUCGGGAUUGCCGCCGGAUGCGGCAGCAGCAGCCAUAGAAAUGGCUCACCUUCGAUAUAAGAACAUCUCGUCAGAGCUCCGGUCGCUCCUGCUGAGGCUGCAGGAAGAGAUGGAGAAAGAGACAAAGCAGGCCGGCCGGCCAGCAAUUGACGGGGAAGGAACUAAAGGGGGAGAGACCCAGAGAUUGGGCGUUGAUUUUAACCCAGAGUCUGCUGCACCUGAUAGUGGAACGGCACCUGAUGGGGCACCUGAUUCAGCACCUGAGCCAUCUGCUGCAGCGCCAGGUGCAGCUGAGACGCUGUCUGUAGAGGAGUUGACCGCGCGAGCAGCGACACUGAGAAAGCAAAUCCGGAGGUGCAACGUGCGGCUGAGAGCAGCAAUGGAGGCGCUGAGGGGCAUUCUGGAUGACGUCACUCUCUUUCAGGCACCCCAACUGCUGCUGCUCUCACAACCCUGA